This is a messenger RNA of Esox lucius (northern pike), 875 nucleotides long. Its product is annotated as trypsin-1. The transcript is spliced from 6 exons. Gene Ontology annotation, molecular function: serine-type endopeptidase activity. Gene Ontology annotation, biological process: proteolysis. The coding region runs from base 25 to 753 and encodes 242 amino acids. The record is from RefSeq and is a predicted model, not a curated record. NCBI's taxonomy places the organism in Eukaryota, Metazoa, Chordata, Actinopteri, Esociformes, Esocidae.
CAUCAACUGGAUCAAGAAGCAAAAAUGAUUUCUCUAGUCUUUGUUCUCCUCAUAGGAGCUGCUUUUGCCACAGAGGAUGACAAGAUCGUUGGAGGGUAUGAGUGUACGUCCUACUCCCAGCCCCAUCAGGUGUCUCUGAACUCUGGGUACCACUUCUGUGGUGGCUCCCUGGUCAACAAGGACUGGGUUGUGUCUGCUGCUCACUGCUACAAGUCACGUGUGGAGGUGCGUCUUGGUGAGCACAACAUCAAGGUGACUGAGGGUAAUGAGCAGUUCAUCUCUUCUUCUCGUGUGAUCCGUCACCCCAACUACAGCUCCUACGACAUCAACAAUGACAUCAUGCUGAUCAAGUUGAGCAAGCCUGCCACCCUCAACGCUUAUGUGCAACCUGUUCCUCUGCCCAGCAGCUGUGCCCCCGCUGGCACCAUGUGUACUGUCUCUGGAUGGGGCAACACCAUGAGCUCCACUGCCGAUCGCGACAAGCUUCAGUGCCUGAACAUCCCCAUCCUGUCCUCCAAGGACUGUGAAAACUCCUACCCUGGCAUGAUCACCGCCUCCAUGUUCUGUGCUGGAUACCUGGAGGGAGGCAAAGACUCUUGCCAGGGAGAUUCUGGUGGCCCUGUGGUGUGCAACGGUCAGUUGCAGGGGAUUGUCUCCUGGGGAUAUGGUUGUGCCCAGCCCAAUAACCCUGGUGUCUACACCAAGGUGUGCAUCUUCAAUGAUUGGUUGAACAGCACCAUGAACAACAAUUAAAUCUGAUCCUAACCUCUGUCUUCCUGUAUAGUCACACAACUCAACAACUGUGCAGUUCAACAUCCACUUCCAGUUGAUAUGUUGAUUUAGACUAUGACAAUAAAGCAUUGAAGAUGAAGUAA